AUGCCAUCCGACCAAAGCACUUGGUUGAUCGCAGUACCGCAGGACGGCGAUUCCGAGAGCCUCCUACCAGAAAUCACAAACAAGCUACCUCAACAUACCAGACUAGCAGAACUUGGCAUUCCCUCAUUCAAGACAGGGACAUUAGACUCCCUGAUCGCCCUGUCAGAGGAGCUGCCAAAACAGGACGCGUUCUUUACGGCGACAGUCGCAAAGAUUGUAGAUACCCUCCGCAACUUGCUGAAUAACGACCCGACCAAGCUUGUCCAGCAUGUCCUUGUGAAUGAGCUCAGCGCCGAUGACUACGUACUUGGAGGUUGGAAAUGGAACGAUAGUCGAUAUGGAGUACAACGAAGUCUGCGAGAAAUGGUUGAUGUCCUGAACAAGGAAAUGGCGUCCAUAGACAAUGUGAUGAAGGCCAAACUCAACAACUACAACCUCGUAAAGGGCUCCCUCGUUCAGAUGCAGCGUAAGAAAACUGGAAACCUCUCUGUACGAUCCCUCGUCGGCUUAGUAUCCAAAGACGACAUCAUACAGGACUCCGAAUACCUGGAAACAUGCCUAGUUGCCGUACCAAAAAUCCUCGUAAAGGAAUGGAACUUAAAGUAUGAGCGACUGACUAACAUGGUCGUCCCCCGUUCAUCAUCGUAUGUACCAUCCACCCCUCUACGCAAAGGCUUAUAUACCCCUAAAAGACCCAUAGCAUCAGAUAGCGAAUACACCCUCUUCGGUGUAGUCAUCUUCAAACGCGUACACGACGAGUUUAUCCAGAAGUGUCGUGAAAACAAGUUCAUCGUUCGCGACUUUAUCUAUUCAGAAGAGCAAAUAGCCAAAGAAGGAGAAGAUCUAGAUGUAGCGGACACAACAGAGAAAGAGCUUUGGACCGAACUUUUAAGACUAUCUCGAACGUAUUUCUCCGAGUCUUUCCAGAUCUUCUUGCAUUUGAAGAUUCUCCGUCUGUUUGUCGAAAGCGUGCUUCGGUACGGUCUACCCGCGAAUUACGUUGGCCUUGCUAUCAGGCCCGAGUCAAAGUACACCAAGAAGACCCUCUCAGUACUCACGAACCACCUCAGCUACCUCAGACCCCGCUCCUCGAGCCGUGCCCAGACACACAGCACAGCCGACGAGUUUGCAGGGGAGUACCAGUCCUUGAUGGAACAAGAAUUCUUUGAUUUCGUCUUGUAUGAGGUACCAUGGAUCGUACUCUAG
Molecule: messenger RNA, 1206 nt
Organism: Suillus bovinus
Lineage: Eukaryota; Fungi; Basidiomycota; Agaricomycetes; Boletales; Suillaceae
Product: ATPase V1 complex subunit C
Exons: 8
Coding region: 1-1206 (401 amino acids)
Biological process (GO): proton transmembrane transport
Cellular component (GO): vacuolar proton-transporting V-type ATPase, V1 domain
Molecular function (GO): proton-transporting ATPase activity, rotational mechanism
Source: RefSeq, a predicted model, not a curated record